Molecule: messenger RNA, 1782 nt
Organism: Dermacentor albipictus
Lineage: Eukaryota; Metazoa; Arthropoda; Arachnida; Ixodida; Ixodidae
Product: cilia- and flagella-associated protein 97-like
Biological process (GO): spermatogenesis
Source: RefSeq, a predicted model, not a curated record
GGUGGCGCCACAGGGCGCGAGGCGAAAAAAGAACGGACCACACAACGGACAAACUUGUCGCUGCCGAGAAGCAGCCAUGGCGAUCGCAAGAGUACGCAGCGGCCCCGCUCCGACGGGUUUCUAACGUAAUGUUGAGUGUGACAUAGCUACAUCGUGCCCAUUUCUGUCUCCGCGACACAGCGAAGGUCUGAGAGAAGCUCAGGGCGAGUGAACGAAUUUUUCUAGGAUAUGUCGUGAUCGCCCGCGCUGUUGAUGGAUGUGCGCGGAGACCGUAUGCAUUCAUCGGUCCGCUGGGUACAGGACCGACCAAUAUGUCUUGGAAAGCCGACUUGGCCGGCGACGACGAGGACUUGCAGAGCGACAUCGCUUUUUUCGACUCUGAAGCUGCCUCCACGUCUCAGCCGUGUUACAUCAAGGGCGACGGCGUCGAGAACAAGCCCCCCUGCAGCGCAGCAGCGGUCGAUCUUGGGAGCCUAGGUCAAAACAUUCGCGAUGCCGUUUCUUUCACUGCGCAGGGCGCGCUUUCGUCUAGCAGCAGUUCCAUUGGGGGCAACUCAGGCCUGUUGCCAUUUGAGUCGUCGUACCGGCUACCGAGCUCGAGUUUCUUUGCUAGAAGAGUAAGCCCCCCCGUGGCGCCGCAGAACGUUUCCCUGACCGACCGCGACAUGAAAGAGCCGUCGCCUCCACUGCUCCGAAACAGUUGCAUGGAGCAGGACGAUGGAAAUGAGGACGUGGAUGGUCAGGACGCAGCCAGCAGCCCACGUUCGAGUGUCACGGACUCGGAGGGGCUGUCGUCACUCAGCGAGGGCUCGAUGGAGGACCUGUCGGAGUCGGAGUCCAUCACGGACGUGACGCCACUUCAUUCGCCUUACAUGUGUGACAGCCCCGUGCCCGUAAUGAAACUACCUGUCAGCAAACUGACGAUGUCUGAAGCAGGCAUAAACGGCGUUUCCCGUUCCGGCGACAGCAGCAGCGGCAGCGAUUCUGAUAGAAGUUCCUUCAGUGGCGCCAGGCGCAAACGCUCGUCCGCCGGGCCAUUGCCUGGCAAGGUGCGCCUGGGAAGCAAGCACCAACAGCGAGAACCCGUUGACCUGCAGCUUCUCGUGGACGCCAUCAGGCGCCUCGAGGCGCAUCAAUGCGAGCAGGGCCAGGCCAACCGGGCACGCGAGGAACCCCGGGCCAAGGGGCGCAAGAAUAUGUCAUUCUCGAACGAAGAAGUCCAGCGUAUCGACCGCGAAAACCAGCGACUCUUGAAGCGGAUCUUGGCACAGCAGAACCGACCGAGGCCAAAAUUUGACUCAAGGACGCCGUCCCGCCUGGCGCCUUCGGCCAUCAACCGGCAGCGACAGCAGCGGCAGAUUGAAGUGGAAAACCUCGCACUUCUCAAGAGAAUUGAGUCUGCCAAGCCAUCUCGAGAAGUGGCACCUUCGCAGGACCUCAGCCAUGUGCAGAGAGCACGAUCCCACUCCCUCUCUCUGACGCGACAUACUCUGCAGACUCCUCCGGUAAUGGCGACAGCAGCAACACCACCGCUUGCAGGGGUCAAGCAUUUCCCACCACGCCAGAAGCAUCACUCCCACUGAGCUUGGCUGUCCUUUCGCCUUCGCAAUGAAACAGUGUUGUGAAGAAUGCAGCCCACCAAAGUUCCUCUUAUGGCAUUGCAGUGGACUUAUCCUUACAUUAGCUGUCUGUGUAGCCACACCCAGUCACACACAUUUGUGCUGAGAGUGCACACCCAGCACUCUCAGCUAGUGGCAUGGUGAUAAAGGGCUUAAGAAGGCA